AUGUGUUUUCCUUUCUCAGCUUUCACUACUACGGAGUACAUAUUCUACUAUGGAGCAGUCAAGAAGUACCCCACGAACAGGAUGCUCGGCCAACGGCAAGUUACAGAUGGCAAGGCCGGUGAGUAUGUGUGGCAAACGUACGAGGAAGUGUACCAGAAGGUCAUGAGGAUUGGAUCAGCCAUCAGAAGCUUGGGCGUAGAGCCGGCAUGCAACAGUCAAGGAAUAUGUUAUGUGCCACUGAAUGACACCCUCGGAGCAAAUGCUGUUGACUUCAUCAUGGACCAUGCUGAGAUAUCCAUUGCAUUGGUCCAGGAGAGCAAGAUCAAAUCUAUACUAGCAGUAGUCCCUAAGUGCACAGCCCAUCUUAGAGGUUUGCCAACAGCAAACUUGCCAAUAUGA
This is a messenger RNA of Miscanthus lutarioriparius, 399 nucleotides long. The record is from the annotation of a GenBank genome assembly. Lineage: Eukaryota; Viridiplantae; Streptophyta; Magnoliopsida; Poales; Poaceae.